Molecule: messenger RNA, 741 nt
Organism: Lathyrus oleraceus (garden pea)
Lineage: Eukaryota; Viridiplantae; Streptophyta; Magnoliopsida; Fabales; Fabaceae
Product: temperature-induced lipocalin-1
Exons: 2
Coding region: 14-520 (168 amino acids)
Biological process (GO): response to reactive oxygen species; lipid metabolic process
Cellular component (GO): cytoplasm
Source: RefSeq, a predicted model, not a curated record
ACAAUCACCAACAAUGGCAUACAACAUAGAAGCUGUGCCGGAGGUUAUGAAGGGUGUAGACCUAAAGAGAUACAUGGGUCGUUGGUACGAGAUUGCUUCUUUCCCUUCGUUUUUUCAGCCUGCAAAUGGCGUGAACACUAGAGCCACCUACACUCUGAACAAUGAUGGAACUGUUCAUGUUCUCAACGAGACAUGGAAUGAUGGAAAAAGAAACUCCAUAGAAGGAAGUGCUUAUAAGGCUGACCCUAAUAGCGAUGAAGCCAAACUCAAGGUCGAAUUCAAAGUUCCUCCAUUCUUGCCAAUCAUUCCUGUCACUGGAAAUUACUGGAUUUUGUACCUUGAUCCAUAUUAUCACUAUGCUCUCAUUGGUGAACCUACUAGGGCAUUUCUUUGGAUUCUAUGCAGAGAGAAUCAUUUGAAUGAUGAAAUCUAUAACCAAGUUGUUCAGAAAGCUGUUCUUCAAGGGUAUGAUGUGAGCAAAUUGCACAAGACUCCACAGAGUAAUCCUCCACCUCAGUAAGAAGGUUUUCAAGAUAUUUAAGGAAUUUGGUGUAUUAAUAAAAUCCUUUUUAGGAAAUAAAUAUAUAAAUGGAUGGGGGCAUUAUUAUGUGAUAAAGUUUGAACAAGUGUCAUGAAUAAGGAGUUCAAGAACUCUAAUAGGAGCAGUUUAAAUUGUAAUACUUGUAUUGCCUUGUUCUUUCAAUAGACUAAAAAUAAGUUGGUGUUAAUCUGAUGUUUAAA